Messenger RNA from Penicillium samsonianum, 2055 nucleotides. RefSeq lists its product as uncharacterized. The record is from RefSeq and is a predicted model, not a curated record. Gene Ontology annotation, biological process: signal transduction. Lineage: Eukaryota; Fungi; Ascomycota; Eurotiomycetes; Eurotiales; Aspergillaceae. The coding region runs from base 1 to 2055 and encodes 684 amino acids. The transcript has 3 exons.
AUGCGGCGUCUCAAAAGUGUAUUCGGGUCCAGAUCUGAGACACCUAACCCUGCUUCAUCUCGUGCUGUCUGGCCACGACGGCGUCCAGCGUCUGAGGGAGACCCAUUGAAGCCCCAGCCAGAAGACGCUUCGAACAAAUUACCACCCGAUGAACCGACAACCGAAGCGGGACCCAGCGCUGCGAACAAGCCACCUGCCUCGGCCGCGGUAGCCCCCGUUGACAAUACCGAAACCGGGUCGAAUGCCCAACACGCCCAAGACACCGGCGAACUUCCGCGGUCCAAGAAUGGUACCAAGCGGCUGAAGAGAAUCGUUGCUCGCUUGCGCGGCAGCCUAUCCCAGGAAGAUGACCCCAUCUCGGAUACACAGCCUCAAACUGCGCAGGAGGGUACCCGCAAAGAAAGGCCGAGCUCCAAACCUUUGAGCUCCAAUCCGGUUGAACCAGAUACUGCCGGGGAACUGUCCACAGCCGCUGGCAAGUUUGUCAGGUUCGAUGACCCGAAAGAGGGGCGGAAGGUCAGCGGUCAGACGACUCAUUCUCAGGAGUCCAGCCAGACUGAAGAUACUGUGUGCCGAGACCCUGCCCGGCACAUCGCGAUGCCUAUUCAGGAACCUUUGGAGGAUUGGGGAUGGCCCGGACUGAUGCUGCGGUACCCUGAUAGUAGCAGCAAUCCCAACACUCACACCCUUGAGGGUUCGGACCCGUUCUCGGAUGGGAAGGCCACCGACGUCCGACAGGCAAAGUCGGGUCCUUCGAGGCAUAGUGCAGGUACGAGUCGAGAGGAAUCAUCCAGGGCUUCUGAAGGGACGCUGGAACCUAUCGCUGAGACUGAUUUCGACACAAUCGAACAAGUCAUCGAGUCAGCCGAGCCUGAACAUCCGGACUCUCAGAGGGCAAGUUCGGCCAACAGUCAAAAAAGUCGGGUUAGUUGGAGUAGCACACUUGACUCGCCCAAGGCGAUCUCGGCCUUCAACCGGAUGGCAUCUCAGUUUGGUAUCCCGAUUUCCAUUCCAGCUGAUGAUACUCCAAGUCCACCAGCAGAGAGCAAACCUGUCACCGAGGAACAGGGCCCGAGUCGUCGUGGAAUUAAAUUGUUGGGCAAAGUUCGCAAAGUGCGAUCCAGUUUGGACGCCGACACAGCCCCUUUGGCACCAGCUCCUAAGCUGCGACGAAUGAAAACAUUCGCGAAUCUGCGCCGUCCCAAUCCGAUGACUUCGUUGCAAGGAAGAUCGAUCGAGACUUUGGCCCGUCUUGGAGGAUAUGGCUAUCUUAUGCUGACGGAAUUAGCCCCCUGUCCCGUGCAGCUGCCCGCGUACAUCGUGGCAACGUUGAUGUUUCUGCAUAAAUAUGGUCUUGACACUCCCGAGAUCUUCAUCCAGUCCGGCGAUCUGAAAGCCGCCAUUCGCUUGUAUGACCACUUUGCUAGCCAGGUGCUCGAGGUGGAGAAAGAUGAGUCUAAGAUUUCCCUUACGAUGCGUGUGGUUGCCAUGCCCCAGCUCCGUGAAGAUUCAGCGCCCGUGCUGAGUGUGGCCUGGGCCUUAAAGGCCGUGCUGGCGGGGCUUCCAAACGGGAUCCUCGGGAGUGUCCGGCUCUACCAGAUUUUGAGGGCGAUGUACUACCACUCGGUCCCCAAUCAAUCCCAUCUCCCCCGUGUGCCAGAUUGUAUCUCUGAGGCGAGCCCAACGACUGCCUCCCGAGUGCAGCUUAUGUGUCUUGCGCUCAUAGCUCUGGCUCCUGAGAUGCAGCGUGAUCUUAUCUGUGCGGUAUUUGGGCUACUUUCCUUACUAGUGAAUGCGGAGACCAACGUCCAAGACCAACCCGGGAUGGAGCUCCGUGAUCCAGUGGCGAGUCCGAACUUCAACGAGUUGGUGCGGGUGUUUGGACCGCUCCUCCUCGGGCUCAGGGGGCAAGAGUACCGAGAUGGGACCUCAACAGAGGUGGAAAAGGAGGUUGAUGAUCAACGCGUGGCGGGGUUGUUGCUCAAUAAUUGGCAUUUCGUGCACCGACAGUUGCGACACUGGACGAGUGGACGGUACGUGGUGGGCAGAGAAUAA